Messenger RNA from Fusarium graminearum PH-1, 636 nucleotides. RefSeq lists its product as uncharacterized. Gene Ontology annotation, molecular function: acyltransferase activity, transferring groups other than amino-acyl groups. Lineage: Eukaryota; Fungi; Ascomycota; Sordariomycetes; Hypocreales; Nectriaceae. The transcript is spliced from 2 exons. Bases 1 to 636 code for a protein of 211 amino acids. The record is from RefSeq and is a predicted model, not a curated record.
AUGUCACAAGCAUCCUUUUCCUGUGAUAAAUACCGCAUCCGACCGGCGACAUACUCUGAUGUGCCUGCUGUCACUCGAUUAUACGCCUCGUCGUUCGGCAAUGAGCCAUUGAUCGACUUUUUCUUCCCUUCACGAAAACAAAAACCAGAAUCCUUCUAUACGUGGGCUUACCGCAGAAAUCUAUACCGUUACUGGACACUGGGCUAUUCGCUUAAAGUGGUUGUUGACGCGCAUAAUCACCCAGUUGGUUUCUCCUGGUGGAAGCGACCAACGGUGUCGUACUCUUUUCUCGAAAAAAUAACUACACUCUUAUAUGGAUAUGAGAUUAAGAAUAUGGCAACAUUCGAGCGUACUCUCUCUACUGUUGAGUCACAGGUUCUUGAUACUCCAGAGAGACAAGAAGGUCAAUAUCUGGCGUUGCUUGCUAUCGAUCCUGUUCUUCAAGGCCAGGGACUUGGGCAAAUGCUGCUGGAGCACGACUUGCAAAGUGUAGAUAAGCAAGGCUCGGUCGCCUGGCUUGUCAGUCUAGCUGGCCUUGAAAGCUUUUACUGCAAAUUCGGGUUUAGGCAAACUGUCAAGAUCGAUAUGGAAGAGUUGGAAGGUUGGAAGGGCGGCAUGGUGAUGUUGCGGGAUUAG